Messenger RNA from Verticillium alfalfae VaMs.102, 1974 nucleotides. RefSeq names its product artemis protein. NCBI's taxonomy places the organism in Eukaryota, Fungi, Ascomycota, Sordariomycetes, Glomerellales, Plectosphaerellaceae. Gene Ontology annotation, molecular function: 5'-3' DNA exonuclease activity; damaged DNA binding. Bases 1 to 1974 code for a protein of 657 amino acids. The record is from RefSeq and is a predicted model, not a curated record. The transcript is spliced from 3 exons. Gene Ontology annotation, biological process: interstrand cross-link repair; double-strand break repair via nonhomologous end joining; protection from non-homologous end joining at telomere.
AUGUCGACUUUUGACGGAAUCGUCAGAGAGUUCCCAGACAUUCGAGUGGAUUUCUUCCGUCGCUCUAUCGACCAGCCUCCGCCGCUCGCAUGCUUUUUGAGUCAUGUCCACAGCGAUCACCUAGCGGGGCUCGAGAGCCUGCGCUCUCCCUUUGUCUAUUGCUCGGCUGCCACGAGAGAGAUUCUACUCCGUCUGGAACGAUAUCCCUGCCGCAUCAACUUUGCCAAGGGUAUUUUGGAAGCUCGAGUACAGACCUUUAAGGGGUUGAAAGGCCUGUUGAAGCCUAUUCCCUUGGACACACCCACGGAGAUUGAACUUGCUCCCGGUCUUUGCAUUCAGGUGACGCUUAUCGACGCAAAUCACUGUCCUGGAGCCGUCAUGUUUUUGAUAGAGGGCGAUGGGAGGGCUGUUCUUUACACCGGCGACAUUCGAAGUGAGCCAUGGCACGUAAACUCGGUCGCUCGAAAUCCUGCUUUGAUCGAGUACACCCACGGCAGCAAGACGCUCGACAAAAUCUACCUGGACACUUCUUUCAUCGACGACGUCCACUUCCAAACCAAGGCUGAGGGCAUAGCGGAACUUCUAGGAAAAGUCUCACGGUAUCCACCUGAUACCAUCUUUCAUUUUCAGGCCUGGACGUAUGGUUAUGAGGAAGUAUGGAUCGCGCUAUCCAAGGCGCUGAAAUCACGUGUGCACGUCGACGAUUACAAGAUGAAGAUCUUCAGCUCCCUGCAGGCGAAGCCGGAGAAUGAUCGCUUUGGCCAGUCUCUUCAUCUGUGCCGCGAGUCGCCAGCUUUGACGGGCUACAUGUUUGGCAACGCCUAUCGACCUGGAUGUCUCGCGACUGAUGAGAACGGGCCAGUCGUAUGGAUCCAGCCCAUCAUUGCCCAUACGACUGGCGGCACUGACCGUCUCGAACACGGCAUCGGAGGCGGAGCAGACGACCUCGAACGCGAAGUUGAGCUUGACCUUGUGUCGCCUACGGAUUUGAAUCAUCUUCUCCAAAUGCUGGGCGAAAAUCGUAUUGUUUCCGAACCGACCAAGACAGCAGUUCGGGAUUUGCUAUUGAAAAGGCCAUUCAGCGGACGCAACGUUCCCUUGGACCUUGACAUGAGCUGUUUCGGGGACAAGAAAGAAGCAAAUGUCGCGGAGGUGAUGGCCUUGAUCGGAGAGAAGCGCGCGCAUCGCCCGGACGAAGGAGAUGCCAUGUUGAAUGGUGCAGAAAACGGACUGCCCAAAAUGAUUCGGUUCCCCUACUCCCGUCACUCGCCUUUGCCAGAGCUGCGUCAUCUGGUAACGACAUUUAAGCCCAGAGAUGUUUGGCCCUGCACCGUCGAUCCAAUGACCUGGAACAAGAAUAAUGUCACCAUCAAAGGGCUCUUUGGUGAUUGUUGUUCUGGCACUCGAUUCGCACAUGAUGCUGUCAUGAGGGCAUGGGCCAAGGAUCACCAGCGGACGCAUCGAGCCGAGUUUGAGUUUGAGGAAAACUCUCCCGUUUCGAGGCAGUCAGCCAUCAGACACGCUCAACCGGCGGUGGUGAACACAUCGCCACCACCAGCUUAUUCGCCCCAGCACAUCGCUGAAACCGUUGAAGAAGUCUGCAAAUCCGCAAUCUGGGCAGACGGGCAGUUGACCGAAGAAGGGAUCGAAGUCAUUGAAGGCAGCUGUCGCGGAAAACGCAACUUUGUGGCCUUCGCCGGAGACGCCGAUGACAGCCAGGACACAGUGGCGUCUCACGCAUCCAUCAUCAGUCAGCUUGUGGAAGGUGCGUCGCUUGUGCGGGCCGACGCGUACGAGGCCAUGCUCCGGAAUCUCGGCGGUGGCGAAUGGACAUCAAUCGGGCUGCUUUCCACGACAGAUAAUCACACCUACGCCUCUCAGGAUCCGACUGCGCUUUCAGAUGAAAAGGGCGACCGAAACAAACGAACACGGACGGUGCAGCGCCCCCGAAGAGUUGGCAUCUCAAAGCCGUGA